CUAAGUUUUGCUCUAUCCAGGUUGUGGCGUCUCCUGAACUACAUUUGGCUUCUAUGUAGCUAGUCUCCGAAUGGUACCAGUUAUUCAACUUAACCAAGAAACAGAUCGAAAAGAAAUUUAUCUGCUGGAGCCUACUAACAAGAUUGACAGUUGAUGAGUUAGGCUGUAAGCCCCAAAUGAAAUAAAUGUAGAGGCUAGAGAUCCAUAGAUCUGAAAGUUAAUCAUGCGCACUGAGGUUAUAAAGGCGGACACCAUUGAUGCGGCUGUCGAACGAAUUCUUGAUGAACUCAAAAACACGCGAAGCAGAGAGAAUGCCAUCUACUUUGAUGGCUGGGACGGGCUUGGGGCGUCUGCCGUCCUGCGAGCCGUGGCUCAACGGCUGGCACCAAAGGAACAAACAAGGCCCCCAGGACUGGAGUUUGAGCAAGUUAUCCACAUUGACUCCUCAAAAUGGAAGAGCAGAAGAGCGGUGCAGAGGGAAAUCUCAGAGCAGCUGAAGCUUCCUGGUUGGGUGAAGAAGGCGUUUGACAAGCAAGACGAGGAGGAUGAUUUCAGUGGUAUUGCUCAAGGCUCUCGCACAGAGAUAGCAGAAGUCACGGCUGAAAUCCAUAGGAGCAUGCAGAGCCGCAGGUUUCUUCUGGUUCUUCACAACGGAAGCAGCGAGGAGAUUGACACAUUUAACCUUGGUCUUUCCUUAUAUGGAUACUUGAGCAGCAAGAUGCUUUGGACCUUCCAAGGGAGGUUUCGGUUCGACCCCAAGCUGCGAGACAAGGUUGUGGCGAAGAACACAACAGAUGUUCUUCUCUUAGCUUCGCGCUCUCAGCGAGAUCCACACGAUCUCUGGUCCUAUCUAGUGCGUGAAGAGGCCACGCAAGUUUCCUGCAAGCAAGCUGCAACUGUUGCUGAGUGCUACUUGUACAUGUUGGAACGGAGUUACAUGAGCCAAAAUAUCAUUGACUAUGAGUGGACUCUCCAUGCUCCCAGCUUCUGGAUAUGUGAUGGGAUCAUACAGCAGGCACAUGGCAUUCAUGAGGCGUGGCAGGUGUCGCAUGCUCUGCACCAAGAAAUGGGAUUGUGUAUUGACAAGUUGUCUCAACACACAAGCAAGGAAGAGAAUCUUCAUACUUCUCACAUGAUAAGGUCUGCCGACCACCGACCAUACUGGAUUUCGACAGAAACUUGUGGAUUUGUACUAAAUCCAGGCGGGCUUCUCCCUAACAGCAUGUUUCAGAAUCCAGACCAGAUCAGUGUGCUGAAACUGUCACAGUGUGCCUUCAGUUUCUCAUCGCCACCAUUUCUCUGCUGCCACCGUCUUCGAUUUCUGUGGCUUGACCGUUGCCAGGACCUGCAAAGAAGCAUAGAUUCACAAGAAGAGAAGGACACUACCAGGUUGUGGGCAUGCUUCCAGAGCUUGUGGGUGCUUGACCUGCGCUACAUGGACUGGUCUUGCAUCUUGUCUGCAGAUAUGAUGGAUCUCAUGAUCCAGCUCAUAGAGCUAAACAUAAUGGGAGCCAAGGACUGGGACAUGAGCUGUCUACGGGGACGCCUACGUAACAUUCGCAAACUCCGGAUAACAAAGUCUACCUGCCGCAAUUACGACUUGUUAUCCGAGAUGGAGCAGAUGGAGAUUCUUGAAUUUUGUGGAAAUGACAUUACGUCAAGCGGCACGUCAAGCUUGACUCUUUGCAGUGCAGCAAGAAGAGGGAGUGGACUUCAGACUGUCAUUGUUGAUGGAUCCGUUGGGCUAAAAAAGAUCUCACUGCAGGGUUGUGUUCAGCUGAAGAAUGUCUUGUUGAGAGGAUUGUUGGAGAGCUUGGAGGAGUUGGACCUGUCGGGUACAAAUCUGCAGACAAUUGACCUGAGCGCAUUGCAUGAUCUGAAGCUCAAGCAGCUCCUUCUGUUAGGCUGCCAGAAACUCCAUGCAAUACUGUGGCCACGAGAACUCAACACGAAAUGGUUGGAUGUGCUGCGUAUUGACACCACCUCCCGAUCAGCAUCAGAUAGCGGAGGGGGAGAAAACUUAGCUGAUGCUGCUUCUGCAAGGUCAUCACCAGUACUGUACGAGGGCGAAGCACUACAUGCUCAUCCACAUGACCAUGAAUCCCUUAAAGAGCAGAAAGGAAGGCACUUUAAUAAAUGGCGGGUUUCUGUUACAGAUGCAAGGCUUCUUAGGUCGCUUUUGCCCGUGAUGUAUGCUUUUAGUAAAAGCUACCGGUGGGAUAUGACUAAUGGAUCUGUACAUAUUGAUAUCUGUUCUGCAGAUUCUCUAGGUUGCAGGAUCGUCCAAGUGCAAACCCAACCGAAUAAAAGUACUUUGGUGGACUCGAAGUACAGAGAUGCCUUUGAGAAGGCCAGCCUGGCUAAUAGUUUCGAUGAUUGUGGUAAUGGCCCAACCCCAUCUGCAGUGAUGAUGAUGUGGGAUUGCCCCAAGAUAGAGAUACCCAUUACCGACCGGACCUGCAUGAUAGAGAUGUUGGUGGACAGACAGUGCCAUGAAAUCAUGGAGGAUGCUCAAAUUGCUAGUAAUAGCGGUUUAUCAUCUCCCCGUUUUCCUGAUUCUACAUAUCAUUAUGUUACAUCGUUGCACGUGUACGAUUGCCCCACCAUCACCAGUAUCUAUGCACCUCAGAGAGAUGAAACAUGGCCGAGGCUAAGAUGGUGCCGAGUGGAGAGGUGCCCCAAGAUACACACGGUCUUCCACACUCCCAGGGGCAGUCAGAGUCGGAGUGCGUACCUAUUUAAGCUUCUGCAAACUUUCUGGGCAUCCCAGCUCCUAAAGGCACACUACAUCUCGAACUGGCCUAGUGUGAUAUGUCAUCCUGAUCAUGACUCCUUUGGUGAACUAGAGUUCUUACAUGUGGACUACUGCCCAAGGCUCAUACAUGUGAUCCCCAUACAAGUUCCUCUACGAAUGGACGUCCUCCGUCGCCUGACGACCAUUGAGAUCCUGUGCUGUGGUGAUCUCAGGGAGAUAUUCCCGUUGCACUUCUACCGUGAGAGCCAAAAAGAGAAGGCAAUAGUAUUCCCCAACUUGAAGCACAUCCAUCUCCACGAAUUACCCAAGCUGCAGCACAUCUGCGUGCUCGACAUGAAUGCUCCCAUGCUCGAGACCGUAAAGAUCAGGGGCUGCUGGAGCCUCAAGCGCCUGCCGGCUGUUGGUGACAACACGAAGCUCCCCAAGGUGGACUGCGAGAAGGAUUGGUGGGAAAGCCUAGAGUGGGAUGGGUUGGAGGCCAAGCACCACCCUUCCCUGUACAAGCCGACCCACUCGGCCUACUACAAGAAGAAGCUGCCCAGAGUCUCUCUGCUGAGAUAGUUCCUCCAAUUGCAGGUCAGGCAAGAGAUAAGGAUUGCUCUGCUUUCUUCAUCAAUGGUGUCUCAGUGUGUGGUCGUGUUCCUGAGAAACCUGAUUCCUGAUUGAUUUGUGUGUGUCCACUGCCCAGUGACAUGACAUACUACCUGCUGGUUGCUUGCUUGUGUGUUAAGUGCGUCGUGUCAUCUCUGCUGCCACUGGCAGUGCAGGUGCCGGUGCUGUGAGUUUCAAAUUCAGUUUAAUUUGGUUUGCAUGCAUGGAUCAUCUA
Triticum dicoccoides is the source of this 3581-nucleotide messenger RNA. RefSeq lists its product as uncharacterized. Lineage: Eukaryota; Viridiplantae; Streptophyta; Magnoliopsida; Poales; Poaceae. The record is from RefSeq and is a predicted model, not a curated record. Bases 224 to 3316 code for a protein of 1030 amino acids. The transcript is spliced from 4 exons.